AAUAAAAAAAUAAGUAGCAACUGCAGAUUGUUUUUUUAACAUAUGUUUACGUAAUUUGGGUAUUUCCGCAUCAUUUGAGUGGGUGGUUGCAAGUUGAAUUGGAGACUCGAAGGUGGUGGUGGCGCGAGGGAGGCGAAAGAGCAAGCUGUCAAGAGAAGUUAACACUGUGUUCAAGGGAAAAAAUAACCUAUAGGGAAAAGGCUAUUCGAUUAAUCACCGUGGCCGAAGUUGGAAAUGGAUGGAAUGUUUGGAUGGGGACAGACCCCUUUGAACCAAGGGAAUCCCUUCAUUGAGAUCAUUGAACAGCCCAAGCAGAGGGGCAUGAGGUUCAGGUACAAGUGUGAGGGGCGCUCUGCGGGAAGCACCCCGGGAGAGAAGAGCAAUGACACCACCAAGACACACCCUGCCAUUAAGGUACACAACUACAAUGGCCCCCUGCGUGUCCGAGUGUCCUUGGUGACCAAGAACCCACCUCACAAGCCCCACCCCCAUGAACUGGUGGGGAAAGACUGCAAACAUGGUUACUAUGAGGCAGACCUGCAGGAGAGACGAGUACACAGUUUUCAGAACCUGGGCAUUCAGUGUGUGAAGAAAAAGGAUGUGGCCGAAGCAGUUUCCUGUAGACUGCAGACCCAAAACAACCCCUUCAACAUUCCUGAGGCAAAGGUGUGGGAGGAGGAGUUUGACCUGAAUGCAGUGAGGCUGUGUUUCCAGGCCUCGAUCACUCUACCUACCGGGGAACUCUGCCCUCUGGAGCCCGUGGUGUCCCAGCCCAUCUACGACAACAGAGCACCCAACACAGCAGAACUGAAGAUCUGUCGAGUGAACAGAAACUCUGGAAGCUGCAGAGGGGGGGAUGAGAUCUUCUUACUUUGUGACAAAGUGCAAAAAGAGGACAUCGAGGUGCGGUUCUUCCAGGACUCGUGGGAGGGGAAGGGCACCUUCUCCCAAGCGGACGUCCACAGGCAGGUGGCCAUUGUGUUCCGCACCCCGCCCUACUGCGACACCAACCUGACCGAGCCAAUCCGAGUGAAGAUGCAGCUCCGCAGGCCCUCGGACCGCGAGGUCAGCGAGCCAAUGGACUUCCAGUUUCUGCCCUCCGACCCAGAUGAAUAUAGACUGAUGGAGAAGAGAAAACGGACCGAGGGAAUGUUCCAGAAUCUGAAGCUGGGGUCCAUCAUGCCAGGGGCCAUGCCAGCAGAGAGAAGGCCUUUCAACACUGCCAGGAGAACAGUCACCGCCAAGCUAGCAGCUAGCCAGCCUGUGGUGAACCCAGUGGUGCCCCCUAGUGCCGUCUCUGUGAAGCCCCAGCCUUACUACAAAGGCCCCCAGCCAGGCCAGCUGUUUCAAACCCAACCCAAGGCAGAGGCCUCCUCCACCACAGCAGAGACCUGGAAGUUCCUCAACAGCCUGACUCUGGACUCCCAUCCCAAAGCCACCCCCGUGGCCAGCUUCACCACCAACCCCCAGGCCUCUGCAGCCACAUCCUCCUCCUCCUCCGCCCAGGCCUUUUCCACCGUAAACCUGUCGGACCUCCACGGCUUCGCUUUCUCCACCUUUGCUUGUCCCCAGGAGCCGGUGAGUGCAGCCGCUACCCCAGAGCCCACCUCUACCUUCGGGGUCCAGGGCUCCCAGUUCAAGGUGGAUGAGGAGCUACCUGAGUUCCCCAGCUUUUCUGAGGUACAACCGUCAGGGACUCUAGAUAGUAUAAACGUUGACGACUUCCAGGCUCUUCUGGGCCAGAGUGGUCUGGCUGGAGAGGGACCAGGGAGCAGUGGGCCGUCAGCCCCUCAGGCACCCUGCCAAUUACCCUCCACCAUCAGCUGUGGCGGCAGCACCUGGAUGAACUACCCCAACAGCAUUGUCAACCUGCUCCAGAACGAGAGCAUGAUGGACAGUUCCCCCGGCAACGCCAGCCAGCCGGCCGUCCUUGACGACCUGGACGUCUUCGGCUCCAUGGACGAAGACUGUCUCAUGUCCAUCCUGAACAGUAGCAACCAGACCGGUUUUGUGUCCGGUCAUCAGACCUAAGAGACAUCCGUGUGAUUUGACUGACAUGAUUUUUGACAUAAUCCCCCUUGCAGACUACUUUUAGCUUUUCCCUCGCCCUUGAGACCCUGGGCCCGGUUGCAUAAAACACCUUAAGUUAAUUUUCCCCUUAUAUUUUCCCUUAACUUUAAGUCAGUUGCACAAAACAUUUUAAGGUGAAUUUUCCCCUUAAAUUAAGUACAAAA
This is a messenger RNA of Coregonus clupeaformis (lake whitefish), 2234 nucleotides long. Its product is annotated as transcription factor p65. The transcript is spliced from 11 exons. The record is from RefSeq and is a predicted model, not a curated record. Gene Ontology annotation, molecular function: DNA-binding transcription factor activity, RNA polymerase II-specific; RNA polymerase II cis-regulatory region sequence-specific DNA binding. Gene Ontology annotation, cellular component: cytoplasm. Gene Ontology annotation, biological process: regulation of transcription by RNA polymerase II; response to cytokine; non-canonical NF-kappaB signal transduction. NCBI's taxonomy places the organism in Eukaryota, Metazoa, Chordata, Actinopteri, Salmoniformes, Salmonidae. The coding region runs from base 235 to 2031 and encodes 598 amino acids.